This is a messenger RNA of Mauremys reevesii (Reeves's turtle), 1144 nucleotides long. It is a transcript of the gene TMEM252, whose product is annotated as transmembrane protein 252. The transcript has 3 exons. The record is from RefSeq and is a predicted model, not a curated record. NCBI's taxonomy places the organism in Eukaryota, Metazoa, Chordata, Testudines, Geoemydidae. Bases 1 to 393 code for a protein of 130 amino acids.
AUGCUCGACAAGGAAUCAGAUAAAAUUACAGCUGCAGCCAGUCACACAUCUCUUAUCCAGAGAAAUCCCAGCCAUAGAGAAACGCACAUCAACACCAUAGACAGGCCUGAUUUCUACCCUCCGUGCUAUGAAGAUAGCACUGAUCCGGGAAAGCAGACUUUCCCAAUACCACUCUCCCUUUCAGCAGGAGACAAAGAGAUCUACAACAUCCCUCCUCCACUGUAUACUGAAAGCAGCAUGGAAUUCAUAGAUGAAACCAGCCUUCAGGAGGAACAACCACCAUCAUACGAAAUGUCUGUGCAGCAGCAGCAGCAGCCAACAGCCGAGCAUGACUCAAAUACAGAAGGAGUCUCAGGCUCUUGUCAUGCACCCAUGCCAGGAGUCAGUUGCUAAUAAUAUGAACUCUGAAGGGACUUUAAAGGGACCAAAGCAUGUCAGUUAUUCCAAGACAAAGUCAAUGAUUAAGACACUGACUAUGCAAAGUGGUGUUGGAAAAGACACGGGACAGUGCUAUAUAAUACUACUGUAAUAUACUAAUGGGUGCAACAGUUGCCUGGGGACAGCAUUAACCACAAUCCAUUCACGUGGCAUUAGAGAGGUUGUUUGAGGAGGUUCCCAGCAUUUUAAAACAAGAACAGCAUUCUCUGGCCUUUAAAGAGUUUGCUAAUGAUAUUAAGUAUAACCCAUAAUUGUUGGCUCAAGCCAACAUAAGAGCAGCUUGUUUUCACGUUUCAAUAUUUCACUAUAACCACACAAAAAAGUCAGUACCAAAUACAUUCAUUCUACUCUGUUCAAUAUCUCUAGAUGAUCUGUUUAUGAAAGAUUUUUUCAUACCAAAUAUCCAACUGGCUAAUUUCAUUUUCAUAGCCAGUAUUUCAUUUUCUGCUCACGUCAGCGCAUCAAGAUCUUGAGCGAAAACGCCCUUGAUAUACAAAUGACUGUACUGUACCUUGAUACACUGGCUACCAAUGUACAGAAGCCAUUAUUUUUUACACUAGAAGGAAAAUGUUAGUGCUGCUGCUUAAUGUACCUCUAUUUAUUAAUUUUAAUCUCUUUCUCGCAUUUCAUCUUUUGGUGCAAGUCCCCAUCUGUUUUUCCAUUAAUAUUUGCUGAUCUGGAAGACCUGUUAAUUCAUUAGCUAAUA